GUGGUGAAGCAAGAAGGCAGGAAGAAGAAGAAUAAGAUGGUGAUAAGCAAGGAAAAAAAUGCUGAAGACUGGUGCUUCGUUUGCAAAGAUGGCGGUGAUCUUAUCAUUUGUGAUUUCCAGGGAUGUGUAAAAUCUUAUCACCCUGCUUGCGUGGAGAAGGAUGAUUCGUAUUUUGAAAGUGAAACCCACUGGACUUGUGCUUGGCAUACUUGCUUCAUUUGCGAUAAGAGUUCCAACCUUCAUUGUUAUACCUGCACAAGUGCUGUUUGCAGUCGCACUUGCUGCCUUCGCCGUGCAGAAAUUUUACCAGUUAAAGGGCAAUAUGGAUUUUGCCAGCCUUGCUUAGAACUUGCUUUACUUAUUGAAGAUGGAAAGGAUUGUGAUUCUGACGGGGAGAUGGUGGACUUUGAAGAUUUGGAGACGGUUGAGGGUUUAUUUAGUGAAUAUUAUAAAAUAAUCAAGAAAGAAGAAGGCUUUGAGCCUCAGAAUUUUUAUGCUGCAAAAGAUGGGGUGAAGACUACAAAAAUAUCCAAUUAUAGCUCGGAAGAUAACUGUGAAGAAGAUGAAAUAUCUGAUUAUGAUGGUGCAGAGCAUGUUAAAAAAUACAGAUCUGGGAGAAAGAAGAUUGGGAUGCAGACACCCGUGAAAUUAAGUAAAAAUGAUUUUAUUGGCUGGGGCUCAAGAGCCCUUAUUGACUUUCUCAGUUCAAUUGGUAAAAGCACCAAUGAACAAUUGUCUCGGAGUGAUGUGACUUCAAUUGUGAAUGCGUAUGUAAAAGAACGUAACUUAAUGCAUCCAGUGAAAAGGAAGAUGAUAUUGUGUGAUGCUCGUCUAGAGUCUCUUUUCAGAAAGAAAACAAUGGCUAAGAAUAAAGUGCAUGAGCUGUUGUGGGACCAUUUUGCAGAGAACCAUGAUGAAUCAGAAGAAGAUGAGAUGGGAUAUGAUUCAGAGGAUGAUAAUGCAGGCAUUUCGGAUGUAUGUAAGAAACAAAGAAAGUUGAACUCUGAGAACAAAUCUCCGGAAAAAGAGCUAGCCGAUGAUGUGCCACUGAGUUGUUUUGCAUCCAUUGUCAACGAAAAUGUGAAACUUGUUUACUUGAGGAGGAGCUUGCUACUUGAACUGCUGAAGCAGCCUACAUUGUUUGAAGAAAAGGUUGUUGGAUGCUUCAUUCGUGUUAAGUCCGAUCCUUAUCAUAAUCAUUCAAGGAAUUCUUAUCAACUAAUGCAAGUUAGAGGAGGAUCUUCAACAGAAAGCCAAUAUUCUUCAUGAGGAUCUAACCAAGCAUGUACGUCAGUCAAUAGCUAGAGAGUUGCCCUUGUUGCAAAAUCUCAUUGAUCGAGCCAAUGAGAAAGGAUGGAGUCGUGAAUAUCCUUUAAUGCUAUGUGGGAAACUAGGUUUUAAGCUUUUGGACAUAGCAUAUGAUUGUCAAUAUGGAUAGUUAGAAUCAUACAUACAAUUUCCAGCAGAAAACAUUGGCCUUGUUAGGUCCUCAUUUAGAACGAUAACAAAUUUGAAGAAAAGUUCAACUUGCAAGGUUUAAACUACAUAGUCCGAUGGUAACUAACUCAAGUUGAAUGCCUGUGUUUUCAUUUUAUUCAAAGAAAUUAUAAUAUGAUUGUUAGAUUAACAUGGGUAUUAUCUUAAACAGAUUUCCAACUCAAAAAGGACGUCUUCACUUCUGUUAUAAAUAAAUGACAAAACUGGCCAAUUUUUCCAACUUAUCCUGCAGUUACACCACAUUAUGUUAUGGAAGGGUGAUAUAAAAUCCAAUAUAAAUUAUGUUUCAGUUUCUGUAUAUUUAUAGGGAUUUAGACAUGUGUAUGAAUGCUGCCAGAUAAAAAUACUCCGUACCAUUUAUUUUCUGGCUUCUACUAUGAAUUGACUUUACUGCACAUUCCACACAUCAUCCUAAUGCUUUUCUGCUCUCCACUCUUGUUAUGCAUUCUUGGAAGGAACAAACAAUUGUAAGGAUUCUCUGUUUGUUGGCCUUGACUCUAUCUUUGCUACACUUUUUGAGUACCUGAAGAAGAAAAGGAGUCUACAAACUCCAUCAGAGGUAUCAAAAAUGAUAGAAAAUGUUCCUAGAGUCAUUCCUGAUCGACACGAGCUUCAUCCCAUUUCCGAUGAUAUUGUCAAUGACAUAAGAAUUGAUAAAGACUCUCCUAAAUCAAUCCUCCGGUGUUGUUCCUCUGUUACUAUGCAGGAUGACAGAGAAUCAGGAUUGAUGGAACUGGUCUAAUAAAUUUCUGUUUUGGCUAAAGAAGAGAAGACUCUUCGUCAUUGCAAUGCAUCUCCUCCCGCAAGAAAGCAGUCCAUAUUCAUAGGGUCUGACUCCGAACCUGAGGAAGACGACAUAACCAUCAGAAAGGCAUCGCAACCCACUGCUGAGCCAAGAAAACAUAAACUGGAGGGAGAAGAAUUGGGUAUG
Messenger RNA from Salvia splendens (bonfire salvia), 2428 nucleotides. Its product is annotated as zinc finger CCCH domain-containing protein 19-like. Lineage: Eukaryota; Viridiplantae; Streptophyta; Magnoliopsida; Lamiales; Lamiaceae. The record is from RefSeq and is a predicted model, not a curated record. Gene Ontology annotation, molecular function: DNA binding. The coding region runs from base 37 to 1269 and encodes 410 amino acids. The transcript has 7 exons.